GAUCACUGCAACAGCACCUUCCCUUCAAACAUUGACAAGAAAACCAUCUUCAGAGCAUCUGUCAGACAUCUUUCUCCACCAAAGAGACGAGAAGAUCCUGCCGGCAACAGACGCAAAGAUGGCUCGUCUGUGCUGGAUGGUUGUGGUCCUGGCCUUCUUCCUGUAUGACAGUGUGGCUGCUAGGGAACAAAAUAUCCUUGACCUCCGUGACACCAUCCCACAGGACCAAGACCCAAAUGCUCUCCAGCAAGUCUCUAAGGAUGACCCAGAGGGUCAAGUGUCCCAGGGGCAGGGGCUAGGCGGGGAAGAGGGUGCAGUCCAGUCAACGGGCACAGACACAGGCGAAGAAAUUGGUGAAGCCAUAGGCACACAAAUAACCACAGGCAAAGGUGGAAAAGGGGGCAAGGGUAAGCGUAAGAAGGGCGGCAAACGUAGAAAAGGGGGCAAGGGUAAGCGUAAGAAGGGCGGCAAACAUAGAACAAGGCGCAGGGCUAUGGGUAGGGGAGGCAGCAAACGUAGAAAAUGGCACUUUGGUAAAUGAUGAGCCCAACGUAGCGCAGAAGGAAAUAGCGAGAGCAACGAGUAAGAGAAACAGAUAUUGGGACUUGUUGCCCUGGGGCUGAUUGGACUGCAGUGAUACAGCUAAAAUAACUUCAUAAGGACCUGAGAAUCUGAGCAGCAACCCAGUGAAGCUCACUGAGAAAAAAAAAGUGCCUUAUGCUUAAUACAAAUGUGCUUGUUUCUUUUACUUCCUCUAGAUUUAAAGGUGCACUAUGAGUUCCUGCAGGGUCACUUCUGUUGACGUUCCAAGUAAAUUCAAAACUAAACAGAGCAAACUCGCUCCUCCCAUGACUGCCAUGACUAACUAACUCACUGUCACUAACCCCGUCCCCCAACCAUCUAGUCGGAGAUUGGCUGCAGUGGUUUGUUGUAUUUUGGUGCACAGCCUGUGCCCCUAGCGUUUGUUUGACGUUUACGACCCCUGGAUUGUCUCCCGAUACGGGCGUUUUCACGGUGUAUUCAGGGGGGGCAGGCAGCUAUAGCGGAUCAAGGAGAGAUGCCUACAAUUUGAGACCAAAAUGAUAUCGCGCUGAAAACAUGCAGGAACUGCACCUUUAAUGACUUCCUUCUGAAAUGUGUUAAUACUAUGGCUGUGACUCUUCACUGGUCUCACGAUUCAAUUCGAUAUCGCGAUGCAUCACGAUUCAUCGCGUGAGUCACCUAUCAUUAUUGUAUAUUACUGCACAUGGUUUUCAUCAACAAAUUCAAGCAGUCAGAUAUACUGUAUGUGAACUUCCCUUUUUUUUAUUGUAU
Messenger RNA from Perca flavescens (yellow perch), 1314 nucleotides. Its product is annotated as RNA-binding protein FUS-like. NCBI's taxonomy places the organism in Eukaryota, Metazoa, Chordata, Actinopteri, Perciformes, Percidae. The coding region runs from base 119 to 541 and encodes 140 amino acids. The transcript is spliced from 5 exons. The record is from RefSeq and is a predicted model, not a curated record.